AUGGCAGAGGUUGAAGCAGCCAUACAAGAAAUGUUCCAGGCACCUCAUAUUCAAGAGAUGAAAACUUCUUCCAGGCUAAGUAAAAUAUUUUUGACUGCCAUGGUGUAUGAACUCUACAAAACAAGAAUGGGGGAAACUACUUUUGAAAAGUUGGCAAUGACAGUCUCAUGCCUCUGUACAAGCAACGGAGAAGCAUUUCCUGGACAUGACAUGCUAUUAAAAAUUGGGCAAGCAACCCUAACAAGGUACGAAGUGAAUAUAAAUCAUUCUCAGGGUAAAGUGCUGCCUAGUAUUAUAAUGGCAAAACCAGCAGGUGGCCCUAGUAAGAGAGAUCAGCCUGCAGGGAUGGAUGAGGACUAA
This is a messenger RNA of Prunus armeniaca (apricot), 360 nucleotides long. The record is from the annotation of a GenBank genome assembly. Lineage: Eukaryota; Viridiplantae; Streptophyta; Magnoliopsida; Rosales; Rosaceae.